AUGGCAAGGUCAGAGUCUCCAAGAAGCCAAAUCUCUCAUUCUGCCUCUCGCUCACCAACUCCUGGUCCUCCUAUGCAAGAGGCUGAUGCAGCCACAAAGCCGGGCCAUUCGAGACGCAGGUCGCAGUCGUUCGACACGACCGACUCGGACUCGGAUUCCAACUCAGACGAAACACCUGGGCCGGAACUUGCCCCUGUGAGCAAUGAACAGGCCGCAAACGACAGUGAGGAUGACGAUGUCGGUCCGCCACCGCCCCCAUCACAAGCUGGCACGGACGGUCCCCACACUUCUAAUGCAACAGAUAGUCGCUUGACAAAGCGACCGCAAGAGACACUGGACGACGCCAUCCAACCUUCACAGAAGAAGCGCAGACCUGCCCUGCUACCUCAUGAGAAAACCUACCUCUCCAACCUUCCUUCUGCAGAUUGGUACUUCAAGUCGCUUAUGCACCGAGAUACCGUCAACUCUGUCACGGUUACUCCACGCUCCAACUUUGUCAUCACAACCAGCAUCGAUGGAUGGGUCAAGUUUUGGAAAAAGACAUCCCUUGCGCCCUCAAGUUCUUCGAACUCCUCUCAGCCCGCCAAGAAUGCGGCGUCGGCUUCCUCAUUGUACAGUGGCUCUUCGGUCGUUGAAUUCGUCAAGCAGUAUCGAGCUCACUUGUCGCCCAUCAUCGCUUGGAGCUGCUCAGCAGAUGGAGCGUCUUAUGCCACGCUCGAUGCGGACGCCAACGUCAAGAUCUUCGAUGUUGACAACUUUGACAUGAUCAACAUGAUUAAGCUUCCUUACAAGGCGAGGACCCUCGCUUGGGUCCAUCGCCCCGGCAGCCCGCGCACGCUGCUUGCCAUCACCGACGAAGGAUCCAGCAACAUUCGUAUCUAUGAUGGCAGAAGCGCUCCUACACAGUCAGCACAAGCAGACGCUCUUUCCCUCGAAGAAACAGCCUCAGGGGAUCCAACAACAACAGCACUGCUGCAGCGAAAGUCAAACACGGCUUAUGAACCCAUCCAUACCGCAUCAAAGAUCCACCGAGCACCUGUUCACAUCCUAGCAUUCAACGCGCAGCACAACGUCGUCAUUUCAUGCGAUGUCUCUGCCUUCGUCGAGUACUGGACCCCUGAAGAGCCUUUCUCGGCUCCCUCGCCGACCAAGGUUCCUGGCAUCUUCGAGUUGAAAUCGACAACGGAUCUGUUUGACUUCAAAAAGACAAAAAUCGUUCCUACGACGCUCACUUUUUCGAAGGACGGUGAAAAGUUUGCCAUCUUUUCCAUCGCCGACCGUCAGAUCCGUGUAUUUGACUUCCGCAGCGCCAAGAUUGCACGGAGAUACGAUGAAAGCCUUGACGCCUUGCAAGGUGUUCAAGCUCAGUUUGCUCCAGAGACUACCUCUGCUACAACCGACCCAACACACAAUCCCGACCAGAGCGACGUGGAAGACGCAUCAAGGCACCAAAUCGACUUCAAGCUAGAUCAGAUGGACUUUGGACGCAGGAUUGCGCUCGAAAGAGAGAUUUCGGCCUCCAGUGCACAAGGUCCCCUCUCAGGGUUAGCCAACGCGAGCUCAGCGUCCCUCUGGAAUGUAAUGUUUGACGAGUCUGGCCACUUCAUCAUUUACGCAUCACUACACGGCAUCAAGUUCGUCAACCUCGUUACCAACCAAUGCGUCCGCCUUUUGGGCAAGGACGAAAGCGUCCGUUUCAUGAAUUUGGCCCUCUUUCAGGGCGCGCCAGACAAGAAAGUCAGCUCGCUCGCUGCCGCUGCAUCGGAGAAUCCGCUGCUCGCCAAGCAGGGCUUAGUGGACCCGACCCUCUUCGCGACCGCAUUUGGACGUGCGAGGUUCUACAUGUUCACUAGAGUCGAUCCGGAUUCCAUGAGCGGAUCAGGCGAAGGCGGCACGAGUGAGAACCGCGACGUCUUCAACGAGAGACCCACUCGCGAAGAGCAGACCAUAGCAUCGGCCACAGCCGCCAUCGGCAAUGGUCGCAACCGCGGUGGCGACGGCAGUUCUUUCAAGCACACCACCGCCACGCUGCACACUACGUUAGGUGACAUCCAAUUGACGCUGUAUACCGAGCUCGUUCCCAAAACAUGCAAGAACUUUGUCGGCCUGGCAAAGAAAGGCUACUACGACGGCGUCAUCUUUCAUCGUAUCAUCAAAAAGUUCAUGAUCCAGACGGGAGACCCAUUGGGCGAUGGAACUGGCGGCGAGAGUCUCUGGGGUGGCAACUUCGAGGACGAAUUUCAUCCGAGCCUGAACCACUCCAAACCGUUUACAUUAAGCAUGGCCAAUGCCGGACCAAAUACCAAUGGCAGCCAAUUUUUUAUCACUACCGUACCGACACCUUGGCUUGAUCGCAAACAUACCGUGUUCGGCAAGGUCUCAGCGGGAAUGGAUGUAGUCAAGCGUAUUGAAGAUGCCAAGGUGGACAGGAACGACAAGCCUCGUCAAGAUAUCCGCAUCGUCAAUGUAAGCCUCCGAUGA
Molecule: messenger RNA, 2481 nt
Organism: Ustilago hordei
Lineage: Eukaryota; Fungi; Basidiomycota; Ustilaginomycetes; Ustilaginales; Ustilaginaceae
Exons: 1
Coding region: 1-2481 (826 amino acids)
Biological process (GO): protein folding; protein peptidyl-prolyl isomerization
Molecular function (GO): protein binding; peptidyl-prolyl cis-trans isomerase activity
Source: RefSeq, a predicted model, not a curated record